Molecule: messenger RNA, 1545 nt
Organism: Helianthus annuus (common sunflower)
Lineage: Eukaryota; Viridiplantae; Streptophyta; Magnoliopsida; Asterales; Asteraceae
Product: pentatricopeptide repeat-containing protein At1g09220, mitochondrial
Exons: 1
Coding region: 97-1485 (462 amino acids)
Biological process (GO): RNA modification
Molecular function (GO): protein binding; RNA binding
Source: RefSeq, a predicted model, not a curated record
GAUGAUCUCCAAUUUCUAGUGUUGUCGGAGCUGCUGCUGCUGCUUCUGUUGAAACUUGAAACGAUGAUCUCUCAUGGCUAGCGGCCCACCAAAUCAAUGAGGAAAGACCACUACAGUCUGCUAUCAUCACUACUACACAACCACCACUCCAAUCGCCGAUCAAUUCAACAAAUCCACUCUCACUUGGUCACUACAACCGCCACAAUCCACCCACCACCACCCACUACCCUCUGGACCACCAUCCUCCGUCACUACUCACUUGGGUAUUCCCCCAAAGAAGCCAUUUUGCUCUACAAACACCACCUCCACCCCACCACUCUGUUUCAUGGCGACAGUUUUACCUAUGCGUUCGUAAUCAAAUCCUGUGCUAAUUCAGAGCUACCCAUCUCUGGUUCUCAGCUCCAUUCUAUCGUCUUCAAGACCGGGUUUCAGAGUCAUGUAUACGUGCAAACUGCUUUGGUUAAUAUGUAUGUUGUUUGUGGGUGUUUAAGGGAAUGUCGUAAGGUGUUCGAUGAAAUGCCUUUGAGAAAUUUGGUCACUUGGAAUGUUUUGGUAACUGGGUUAGCGAAACGGGGGGAAGUUACAUUAGCAAGAUCGUUUUUUGAUGUAAUGCCGGUCAAGAAUGUUGUUUCUUGGAGUGGUAUGAUUGAUGGGUAUACACGAGCGAAUCAACCUAAAGAAGCCGUUUCAUUGUUUCGACACAUGGUUGCACUAGCCUGUAAUAAUAACAAACCAACCGAAAUAACUGUUUUGGCACUUUACCCUGCCAUUUGGAAUCUUGGGUCUUUGGAGUUAUGCCAAUGUGUUCAUGCAUAUGGAGAGAAGAACGGGUUUUAUACGACUGAUAUACGUGUGACAAACGCUCUUAUUGAUGUGUAUGCAAGAUGCGGUAGCGUGCAUAAUGCAUUGCGCGUUUUUGAGUUAAUACCAAGUGACGAAAAGAAUCUAGUGUCAUGGACAUCGAUCAUCACUGUGUUUGCAAUGCACGGUAUGGCAAAAGAAGCCGUGGAUAGUUUCAAAAGAAUGGAGGAAGUAGGCAUGAAGCCGAAUAGGGUUACUUUCUUGAGCGUUAUAAGUGCUUGUAGUCAUGGCGGAUUAGUUGAAGAAGGGUUAGUUUUUUUCAAAAAAAUGGUUAACGAGUCGUGUAUUGUGCCUGACAUCAAGCAUUAUGGGUGCUUGAUCGACAUGUUGGCUAGAGCAGGGAGGCUUGAAGACGCGGAGAAAAUGGCUUUAGAGGUGCCAAAAGAUAUGGCUAAUGAUGUCAUUUGGAGAACACUUCUAGGGGCAUGUAGCUACUAUGAUAAUGUUGAGAUGGGGAAGAGGAUCACAAGUAGAAUAUUUGAAAUGGAGAGACGAUAUUCGGGUGAUUAUGUGCUUUUGUCGAACAUAUUUUCGGGGGUAGGUGAUUAUGUUGAUUCGGAGAAUGUUAGGAGAAGAAUGGAUCAAAUGGAUGUUUGUAAACUACCCGGUUGUAGUUCCAUUUAAAUCCUACAUUAUAGUGUUUCAUUAUAUUAUAAUAUAGAGUAAAUACUUUUUGAGUCUCUU